CAACUUGCCAAGGAAGGCUUCAUGGCCAUGGCUUACCUCCCCGUUUUCGUCUUCCUGUUCAUGGUUGUCUUAUGCCAAUCCGAUGACAGGCUAACACCUGCAAAGCCACUCUUGCCCAACGAGGUGCUCAUCUCAGGCGGUGGUGUCUUUGCUCUUGGCUUCUUCUCCCUGAAGAACUCUUCAAGGUCUUAUGUCGGCAUAUGGUACAACAACAUUCCCGAGCGCACAUACGUGUGGAUUGCCAACCGCGACAACCCAAUUACCACCAAUGUGCCUGGGAAGCUAGUUUUUACCAACAGUUCUGACCUUGUCUUGUUAGACUCCACAGGCCGCACCAUCUGGACGACGACAAACAACUAUACCGCAGGAGGAGGCGGUGAAACUGCUUCCAUCCUGCUCGACUCGGGGAACUUGGUUAUCCGGUUGCCAAAUGGCACCGACAUAUGGGAGAGCUUCAGUUACCCGACUGACACAAUUGUCCCCAAUGUAAAUUUUUCACUGAACGUAGCUUCCAGCGCUACGCUCCUUGUUGCCUGGAAGGGACCUGAUGACCCAUCCAGUAGUGAUUUCUCCAUGGGUGGCGACCCUAGCUCAGGUCUCCAGAUUAUCGUUUGGAAUGGGACACAGCCAUACUGGAGAAGAGCCGCAUGGGGUGGUGAACUGGUGCACGGCAUAUUCCAAAACAACACAAGCUUCAUGAUGUACCAGACAGUUGUCGAUACAGGAGACGGGUAUUACAUGCAAUUGACUGUGCCUGAUGGCUCACCUAGCAUACGCUUAACUUUGGAUUACACAGGCAUGUCCACUUUCCGAAGAUGGAACAACAACACGUCUUCGUGGAAAAUCUUUAGCCAAUUCCCCUAUCCAUCAUGUGACAGGUAUGCCUCUUGUGGCCCAUUUGGCUACUGCGAUGACACAGUACCUGUUCCUGCAUGCAAGUGCCUUGAUGGUUUUGAGCCCAAUGGUCUUGAUUCUUCCAAAGGAUGUCGGAGAAAGGAUGAGCUGAAAUGUGGUGACGGAGAUAGUUUCUUCACCUUGCCCAGCAUGAAGACUCCUGACAAGUUCUUAUACAUCAAGAACAGAAGCCUUGACCAAUGCGCUGCAGAGUGCAGGGACAACUGCUCAUGCACAGCGUAUGCUUAUGCUAACCUGCAAAAUGUUGACACCACGAUUGACACGACAAGGUGCUUGGUCUCAAUCAUGCACAGCGUAAUUGAUGCUGCAGUGACACUUGCCUGUAAUUGAUGCUGCCUCAAUCGGUCUCAAUUCUAGGCAAAGACCAUCCAAUGUGUGGUGAUAGAUUUUUGACAGUGUUAUUCUCUUUGUGGACUACAUUUGUGCAGUUAGUAAGAAUAAGAAGAGUACCACAUUGAAGAUUGUACUCCCGAUUAUGGCUGGUUUGAUUCUUCUAAUAACAUGCACAUGGCUUGUAUUCAAGCCAAAAGGUAGGACACUACUUCAUUUUUCAGAGUGCAGUGUUAAUGAGGUACUCAUAAAAACGAGACUGAUAUCAAUGUGUCCGUUCCUGCCAGACAAACACAAAAGCAAGAAAAGUCAGUACACACUGCAACACUCGGAUGCUUCCAACAGGUUUGAGAACGAAAAUUUGGAAUUUCCAUCAAUUGCCUUAGAAGACAUCAUCGUUGCGACAAACGACUUCUCUGAUUUUAACAUGCUUGGAAAAGGUGGAUUCGGAAAAGUUUACAAGGCAAUGUUGGAAGGUGGCAAGGAAGUAGCUGUCAAAAGGCUCAGUAAAGGCUCUACACAGGGGGUCGAGGAAUUUAGAAAUGAAGUAGUUCUGAUUGCUAAACUGCAGCACAGAAACUUAGUUAGACUUCUUGAUUGCUGCAUUCAUAAAGAUGAGAAGUUACUGAUAUAUGAAUACUUACCAAACAAAAGCUUGGACGCCUUCCUUUUUGAUGCUACAAGGAAAUCUUUGCUUGAUUGGCCAUCCCGUUUCAAAAUAAUUAAAGGUGUAGCACGAGGACUUCUUUAUCUCCACCAGGAUUCAAGAUUAACGAUAAUUCAUAGAGAUCUCAAAGCAAGCAACAUCUUGUUAGACACAGAAAUGAGUCCCAAGAUAUCGGAUUUCGGUAUGGCGAGGAUUUUUGGUGGAAAUGAGCAACAUGCAAACACUACUCGAGUUGUUGGAACAUAUGGUUACAUGUCUCCUGAAUAUGCUAUGGAAGGCUCAUUCUCUGUCAAGUCUGACACCUAUAGCUUUGGUGUUCUACUACUGGAGAUUGUAAGCGGCUUAAAGAUUGGCUCACCCCAUCUGAUAAUGGACUAUCCAAAUCUCAUUGCUUAUGCAUGGAGCUUAUGGGAAGGUGGAAAUGCAAGGGAAUUGGUGGACUCGUCGGUUCUGGGACCCACGGCGGAGCAUUGGGUGAACGUCAAUAGUCCUCCAAACAUGCAGCAAAUCACCCCAUGGAGCCUGAAUAAUGUACAUGGUUUCACAUACAGGAUACUUGAGCCGGUACAUAAUUACUAUCAUUUUAACAAGGGAUGCGGUAAGAUCAAACACAUCAAUUUCUCCAAAGUAAUUCACUGCAUACAAAAGACCAUCCACAUAUGUGUAGUCUUUAUAUUCGCGACCUUGUCCAACCCAGGUCCACUUGUCAUCUCCCGGUCGUGCAAACGAAAGCUGUGAAUAUGGCUUGUGAAUAAGAACCACGAUGUAGCUUCCAGUGGUGGAUGGAUCAGGAAACACAAAUGCCUUGAAGUAGAGCUCAUCGCACAGAUCGCUGAGAUCAAACAGCUCGGGUGGUGUCUCAUAUGGCAACUCGUACAUAUGGAUCGUACCUGAUGCAUCAAAGACGGGCUUCACAUGCUCUAUGGUAAUCACAAAGGGAAGUGCAACCUAUUCUCCAGUUAUGGGAUUCACAAGGUGCAGCUCAGACCUCUCAUCUGCAGUAAUCAACCAACCAUUGGAGGACCCGAUCAGUAACCUACUGCGGAUGGGUGGCUCCGGUAGAGUUAACUUGUAGGACCUAUUUUCCUUGAGCCUGUAUAGAUACCCUACGUUGCUACCGGCAGAUUCACAAGUGUAGAACAGGCAUGGUGUCUGGGGUUGCUUGUAUUGCCCUAGGUCGAGCAAGCAUUUGUAGGUAGCAUGCCAUGACGAGCAAACCGAGCCUGCUCGAAUGAGGUCAGGGACCUCAAGUGUACCAAAGAUGUCCAUCAACACAUCCUGUGGCAGCUCAGGCAAUGCAGCAGCAUCCAAUUCCAUCA
Molecule: messenger RNA, 3231 nt
Organism: Zea mays
Lineage: Eukaryota; Viridiplantae; Streptophyta; Magnoliopsida; Poales; Poaceae
Product: G-type lectin S-receptor-like serine/threonine-protein kinase B120
Exons: 6
Coding region: 1391-2650 (419 amino acids)
Biological process (GO): recognition of pollen; protein phosphorylation
Cellular component (GO): plasma membrane
Molecular function (GO): protein serine/threonine kinase activity; ATP binding
Source: RefSeq, a predicted model, not a curated record